Mytilus trossulus (common blue mussel) is the source of this 1365-nucleotide messenger RNA. Its product is annotated as BTB/POZ domain-containing protein 2-like. Gene Ontology annotation, molecular function: protein binding. The transcript is spliced from 2 exons. Lineage: Eukaryota; Metazoa; Mollusca; Bivalvia; Mytilida; Mytilidae. Bases 1 to 1365 code for a protein of 454 amino acids. The record is from RefSeq and is a predicted model, not a curated record. Gene Ontology annotation, biological process: neurogenesis. Gene Ontology annotation, cellular component: cytosol.
AUGUCAAGCACAAAGGAUGAAAGCCCAGAUUGGAGGGAGGCUAAAAGUUUGUCGGAAUGUCUGAUGUACACAUUUAAAAGUGAAAUUAAGUGUGAUGUCACUUUCAGGAUAGGGGAAGACAAAACUAUAGUGAAGGCGCACAAGUAUAUUUUGUCAACUCGCAGCCAAGUGUUUCAUACAAUGUUUGAAGGGCCAAUGUCAGAGACAGGAGAUAUAGAUAUACCAGACAUUGAUACAAAUACGUUUGACCUGAUUUUAGAAUAUAUUUAUACUGACAGCAGCAGCAAUAUAUCACACGAGAAUGUUGAGAAUGUCCUUUACGCUGCCGAGAAGUACAUGCUAACGAAUUUGAAAAAGGCCUGUGAAACAUUCCUCAAGAAAAGCCUUUCAUCUGACGUUGCUGCAAAAUACCUUGAUACGGCUUACCAAUAUCAUAUGGACGAACUCAAGAAACUUUGCGUAUCAUACCUAAAGGAAAAUACCAGAAACUGUUUACAAUCAGAUUACGCAGCGAAGCUUCCAACGGAAUGUAUUGAAAUCAUCCUGAUGUCGGAUUAUCUUACUUGUUCCGAAACUGAACUUUGCAUGUUUUUUAUGAGAUGGAUGGAAAUGCAAUGUCAGAUAAAUAACCGUGAAACCAACGGAGAAAACAUGCGAGAAAUGGCCACUAAAUUGCUGUAUUUAGUUAGAUUUCCGGAAGUUGAUAUGAUGUAUUUUUCUGAGAAUGUUUCCAAAUCAGGUGUUCUGAAUUCUGAUGAGAUAAUAUCAAUUUAUCAAUCUCAUUUUGGAGAAAAGAAUGAUUUGUUUCCCAAUCAGCCAAGAGGUCCCUACGGAAAAAAGCAAUUUAGAAGCAUCACAAACCGAUUUAGUGAUAUGCAUUUGAAAAGAUCAACUAAAGGAUUACAUGCGUUAUCCUUCUAUACAAGUAGAGAUGUAUGGUUAACUGGUGUGGUAAUAGGGUGCCCGUUCGUCGAUUGGAGAAAACAAUCAGUCUCAUCUUGUGCACUAAAAGCUGAACUCAAAGUACUUUCGAAUAUCAACAGUCAUGUUGCCAGUUCAUUGAAAAAGUUUCAGUUGGCUAAAGAGAACGGCGAGAUGUAUGGUAAAUGUUACGAUAUGAUUCUUAGUAACAAGCUUAGGAUUCCUGCUAACCAGUUAUUUACAUGCACUUUAACGAUGGAAAUGGUGAAAACUAAUUCUGUGGAAUAUUUCUGUUAUGUUGGAACUGGUGGUGCUCCACAGACUAUUAGCGACGGUGUAAUAGUCAUUUUUCAAAAUUCGCCAAGAUCCAAUGCCGACACAGACAUUCGACAGGGUCAGUUUGCCGGAUUAAUAUUCGACAUUUGUUGUUUAAAGGAAAAUUAA